GAUUCACGUGUUUGCCGUGUUUAUGGGAAAAAAAAAGUGACAUAAAACUGAAGAUUUUUGUUUUCGGCCCUGUCGUCUCAGGAUAUGGCACAAUCAGAAGACCAAGUACAUAAGUAUAUAAGUUCUUGAAGGUGUCUAAUAUAUUCAUUCACUCAUCUUAAAAUAUAAAAAUUUAAAAAGUAAUGCAUAAACACCUCAGAGCUUCAUGUCUAAAGAGCAUAAUAGUUUGUGCAACCAGAGCUGUUACUGAACCUACACCGCCCGAGAAGUCUAUUGCAUUAAAAUGGCCGCUGAUCACUAACGCCGCAGACUCUGAAGUUCCACAUCUAAGUCUAGAGACGUGAUAUCUAUAGAAAAAGGAGUAGAAGAAGAAAUAGAACAAGAAGAAGAAAUUGAAAAGGAAAGGCGGUAUCGUCGUUGUGGUUUCCUGAAAACGUACAUCGGUCGACCAAUUUAUAUUGUGCUACUUGGCGCAACUCCACUGACUCGUCAAAGGACCACCUGUGAAACUCAACAAUUUAAGUGAUUAUACCACGUGGAACCGCUUUAUUUUACUGCGACCAGGUCAGCCUACCAACGGAAGGACGAAUUCAAAGAUGUCAGACAAAGCAACAGUGGAUGACAUACAACAUCUCCGGGACCAACUGCAGCAAAAGGAUGCACAAGUCCAACAGGCUGCCCAAGCUGGUUUGGAACUGCUGAAUCAGAUAGCAGAAAUGCAAACUAGGUUUGAAGAACAGAGAACGGAGAUGACAAGUGCACUGGAGGAUCUUCAGCAAGACAAGUAUACGCUGAAGAAGGAAGUGGCACUGAAGACCCAACAAAUUAAAUCGUUGCAGUGGGAGGCUGAACAUUUGGAAAAACGCCAUAGGCAGAACAUAGACGAUGAAAACAAAAAACUACAGAUGAGUCACCAAAUGGAUCUUGAGGAGCUCAACAAAAAGAUGAUCCUUUUACAAUCAGCACUGGAUGAGUCACGACUGACUGAGAAACAGACUAAAGAAAAACUUGAAUUACAGACAGAGGUUCUGAAUUCUAAGAUGGAGGAACUCCGGAUUCUAAAUGAGCACACUCAAAGUUCACCAUUGUCAGAGUCAGUGGAUAUGCACAAAGUUCUUGAGUUGGAGAACAUUAAGUUGGAGUUGGAAUGGAAACACAAGGAAUCCCAGCACAGAGAGCAGCAGCUGCAAUUGAUCAAUAGCAGUUUACAAGACAAUCUGAAGCUAACCACAGAGGAAAGAAACAAAGAUGCUGCCACCUGGUGUGCAGCAUUAGAGAAAUCACGGGAAAUGAACCGGGAACUCCAGGACCGUCUGGAAACUGUUCUACAACAGGCCCAGGAUCCAAACAGCAAAGGCAAUUCUCUUUUUGCUGAGUUGGAGGAUAAACGUGCAGAAAUGGAAAAAAAGCUUAAAAACAUGAAAGUCCAGUACGAGUCACUUCAAACACAGUAUGACUUCAACAAACAACAGUUGCAGCGUAUGAAGGUUCACAUUGCUACUCUGAUGCAGCUCCGAUGUUCAAGGGUCGACCCCUCUCAAAUGGAGAGACUCCAGUCUUUGUUGUCAGAGAAGACUGAUGAAAUACACAAUCUCAUGACCAAACUACAGAAAUUGGAGAAGGUUGAGCUAUUGUUGAAGACCCAGAGUAAUAAUCCACCACGUUCUGAAACUGGUAACGGCCAGGAAGAAACGUUUUAUAUUGACCUACUCAAAAUGCAACUCGACAAUGCAAUGAAGGAUGUAGAACGAUUAGUCAAUGAACUUUCUCUGGUAAGGAUGAAGUCUUUGUCAGAAAGCCAGAAAGUUCUGCAACUGGAGAGGAAACUCUUCGCCGGUGAUCGUCUUCUCAAACAGGCCGAGUCUGAUAAAAUCCAAUUACAGCUUCAGGUGGAACAUCUACAAGAGAAAUAUGAACCCAAAAAAACAACUAAAUUAUCCCAGGGAGGAAAGAACGAGAAACUCCCUGUAAAUACUUUAUCAUCAUUUGAAGCAACUGAACCUAUUAAGAGCAAGAAGAUUUCAAAGGAAUCUGGCAUCUCUCUUUGCCCAGAGACCGGAUCUGAAAAGGCGCCAGAAUCAGCCAAGCAUGUCAAGAUCUGUGAGGAUAAUCCUGUUCUGAUCCCCAAUCCAAGGUCUCCUGGGGCCAACUGCAAGGAGGAAAACCACGAGCAAAAAGAAAAUGUGGAAAGAAAAAAAAAUGAAAAUGUUAAGGUGAUGCAUGUCUGCGCUCAACACAGUAUGGAAACCCAGUGUUCUCAGCAAUAAGGACUUUACAUUACUUAAUGACAUGACACACACAAAGGAAUCAUUCCUCAUAUGUACACUUGUGUAAACAUUUAGAUUAUUUUCUUGUAUUUUUGGAUGUUUUAGCCUCAUAAGUACACGUCUGCUGUAUCAAAUGUGCUUUUGCCCUUUGAGUAGAUAAAAUAAAGCAAUGUAUUCAAAAGAACAAUCUUAAUUUUAUGCAACAUAGCUGAACUAU
Molecule: messenger RNA, 2484 nt
Organism: Corythoichthys intestinalis (scribbled pipefish)
Lineage: Eukaryota; Metazoa; Chordata; Actinopteri; Syngnathiformes; Syngnathidae
Gene: spdl1
Product: spindle apparatus coiled-coil protein 1
Exons: 14
Coding region: 597-2267 (556 amino acids)
Biological process (GO): establishment of mitotic spindle orientation; protein localization to kinetochore; mitotic metaphase chromosome alignment
Cellular component (GO): spindle pole; outer kinetochore
Molecular function (GO): kinetochore binding
Source: RefSeq, a predicted model, not a curated record